AUGGGCCCCGUGCGUCUGCCAUUUGGUUUCGGUUCACUGUGCUCGCCUGCAGAUGUGAGCGAGACACACACCUGCUCAGGGGCUCUCAAACAGACCGCCGCCAUCCGUCACAGCUCACGCUACACUCGCUCUGUCGGAACAAGGCCUUGGUUCCGGUCCAGCAGCCCUCAGACUGUAGGUCAGCGGGCGUCUCUCGUGAUGAACCUGCCCUACCAUGAAUCAUAUCCUCUCAUCCCUCCAUACCCUCUUUACUCCUUCUACUCCCAACCCAUGCUUUGCGCUCCCCUCAAACAACCACUCAAGCGCACUAAGGUCCUUCAGGUGAGCCAGCCCGCCUCCCAUCAAGUCCUAAUGAGGCCAGCUGGCUCUGUGCUCGGACCAAACCAAACUGGAGACGGCAUCGUCCUGGCUCCCUCUGCCUUGUACACCCCCUCCUGCCUGACACCCACCCCCUUUUCUCCAGAUAUCUUGGAGAACCAUGGACGGCUGAGCACACACGGCACAUUUGGAAAUGAAAGUCCGGGUUGCAGCCUCAGACUGGACUCCCCAGUUGCUUACUUCUACUACAGUGUUUUCUGCAUCUACAACAGCAGCGGUGAUGUUGAGCGGUCCCCCAGCCCGCUCCCUAGGCCCCCGAAGAGGAACCAGCGGCAUGAUGUCACACACCUGUUUGGCUGGAGGCUGCGGCCCGGCGAUGCUUACAGCCGUGGGUGUCACGUUGGCACCCCUCGCUCCCCCUUGUCGCCGCUUGCUACGCCCCGUGGAUGUGUCAAAAUGGCAGAUGAUGGUUGGGGUGUGUGCAGCUGCUUGGGAAGAGGAGUGCCAAGGGCGCUCAUUUCCUGCGGUGAGUUUUAA
Messenger RNA from Knipowitschia caucasica, 855 nucleotides. Lineage: Eukaryota; Metazoa; Chordata; Actinopteri; Gobiiformes; Gobiidae. The record is from the annotation of a GenBank genome assembly.